Molecule: messenger RNA, 912 nt
Organism: Chrysoperla carnea
Lineage: Eukaryota; Metazoa; Arthropoda; Insecta; Neuroptera; Chrysopidae
Product: farnesol dehydrogenase-like
Exons: 3
Coding region: 83-826 (247 amino acids)
Source: RefSeq, a predicted model, not a curated record
AUAAGAUUAUAAACUAAAAAAAUUAUAUAAAUACUUUAAAUUCAAUACUUUAAACUGCUGUUUAGUAAAAUUGUGUUCUAAAAUGGAGCGUUAUAUUGGAAAAGUUGCAGUCGUAACUGGUUCAAGUUCUGGAAUUGGUGCCGCAAUAUCUAAAGAGUUAGUAAAAAAGGGAAUGAAAGUAGCAGGACUUGCAAGACGAAUUGAAAGAUUAGAAGAGCUAAAAAAACAAUUAUCAAAAGAAUCCGGACAAUUCUUUGCAGUUAAAUGUGAUAUUCGAAGUGAGGAAGACAUUGUAAAUGCAUUUAAAUGGGUUGAAACAAAUUUGGGUGGAGUUGAUGUGUUAGUAAAUAAUGCUGGCGUGCAUCAAAUGACAAAUUUAACGGAAGGGGAUGCAGAAAAAUGGAGAACUGUAUUUGACACAAAUGUGUUAGGUUUAUGUAUUGCGACACGCGAAGCAGUUAAAUCUAUGAAAAAACGCCAAGUUACAGGACAUAUAAUUCAUAUUAAUAGUAUUGCUGGACAUCGAGUAAGUCCAGAAUUGGCACCUAUUCGUAAUGUUUAUUCAGCAUCUAAGUUUGCUGUUCGUGCAUUAGCUGAAACACUUCGUCUUGAAUUAGCGCAUAAUAAGUUAAAAAUUAAAGUUUCGAAUAUAAGUCCUGGAUAUGUGAAAACAGAAUUUCAGGUUGCUGGUGGGCAAACAGAAUUACCAGAAUAUCUUAAAAAUGGCCCAUACUUAAUUCCAGAAAAUUUAGCAGACGCUGUAGUAUAUGUUUUAAGCACUCCACCAAAUGUCGAUGUCUCCGAAAUUACAUUGCAUCCUUUUUAAGAAUAUUGCAUGUUGUUUUUAAAUUGUUAAAUGCAUCAAUUUCUCUUAUAAAUCUUUGUACUAAUAAUAAACGUAUUAAAAAAUUA